AUGACAAUUUCAAUCAGAUUACGGCGGCAUAUUCAAGGUCUUAUUCCUAUGUGAGUACUGGAAUUAUUGUCCAUUAUUGUUGUUCAAAAUUAAUUUUCGUAACAAUACAAUUUGGGUUUCUUAGAUUAGAAACCCACAUGGAUACACUUGCUAGACCACUGCUAAUAAUCAGUAUAGUGUUCUAUAAAGGACGGUCACGUGAUGAUUUUACUCUUGCAUUUGUCAAACUGAUUUGCAGAACAACCAACCGACUGUAAACAGUAUUGAAUAUUCCCAAUAAAAACAACUGCUUCUUCGUCUCUUUAUAAUUGUAUCUUUUUGUACAUCGAAUUGAACAACAUAAUAUCCUUUUAAUCGUCACCGACUAUUCAAUGAGCUCUUUCAUUUAUACUUCCGAUAUGUUGUUUUUUACUUUUGGCUGUUUCGAUUUAAUAAUUUUCUGGGCUCGGGAUAAAUUAAUAUAAGCCCGGUAGGUGUUAGGAAGAGGACAAGACGAUACAAUCUAAAAUGAUCUGAAUAUCUAAAAUGACAUAUUCUCUUUAUAUUCUAUUUGAUUAAGGGGAAAUUGUUAACUUGAAAAAGUUUUGCCCGAGUUUGUUGAUAAGAAUUUAAGUAGACCCUUUCUCUUAAUAAUUCUCCGAUACGUCCUGCCGUUCACCGAGCACCGAUUACCGAGUGUUGAUUGUUGUUGUUUUGAGCCUUUUAUUCUUUUGAAUUGUUAGUACUUCAACUAACACAUUCAAAUUCUACUCAUUAUAGCUGCGAAUAACAUCUGAUCAGAAUUACUUGUACCGCCAUGACGCAAAUUGAACUUCUAAUUAAGCAAAAGCAGAUGUCUGGAUACAGAUACAGAUACUUAAACUAUUGAAGAUUCUGUUGGAUUACCUUCCAGUGCAAAAAAACCCUGAUUUCUAAGAUGAAUAACCGGUAGGUCUGAACUAAGUUCGAUUCUCAAGAGAAAUGAUCCACACCCAUUAGGAUUUUAUGGGUGUGUUGCCAGUUAGAACGGUCUCCACAUGGCUUUAAACUAGACAAAUCACCCUAGAGGAAAAGUCCUCUAUAUAUUUGAGCAAGGUGAAUCUCAGACCGGCCGAGGGGGUAUGUUAAACCGUUUAUCCUUAAACCGAGGCCGGGUAUCGAUUACCGAGAAACGCUAGUAUUGGAAGUAAAAAGAGUCAUCAAAAGAGAAAUGGGAAGUAUUUGUUCUAAGUUCAGGCCCCAAUUGGGUUUCUUUUAAUACUUAUAAGCUGGACAGUAAUUUAUCCAAUAGAUAGCGCUAUCCAACUAACGUUUGAACAACCGGGGCCUGAAAGAUUUCAUUAAAGUACUACAUUCGUGGCUUAGUAAAAUGUAUCAGCAUUGAAGUGUCAGGUCCCAUACAACAGUUAUAGCUUAAUCAACGUAUUAGACUGACUUUCAUUGACUUAAUGUUGAAUUAGUAUAACAGAAUUUACAACUAUCACGGUAUUAAAAUAUGACUCCUUACAAUGACUGGGUCAGCACACGUCGGAUUCAUCGACAUAGCAUCUUUUAAAUUUAGUUGUUUACUAGUGUGGAAUUUUUUUACAUUAUAUAAUCUGAAGUGACUCCAUGCAACAAUACUUUUGAACCUCUUAACACUGACCAAAAUGCUCGAGUCAAGUUUUUCAUGAUUGAGAAUUUCACAGCUAUCAUGAUCAAGUUAUUGCUUUUCUCAGCUGAAGAUAAACAUCGCAGCGGAGUUUUCUCUUUCCGUUGCAUAUUUAGCAAAUCAUUAUAACAUUCGACCAUACAAUGUAAAGGGAAAUUUAUGUAAUAAAUACCAAUUUUGGUUAGGGAAAAAAAAAAUAGCGUCAAACCAACUCGAUUAGUCUCUGCUGGACUGAAAAUUUUUCGGCGAUUUUUAUUCAGUUUGGUUCUAAGCUGUGGCUAUAAAUAAAAGUAACCGAAGCAGGUUGAACAGAGCACCUGUCUCGUCCGGGAAAAUUACGUUUGUUUUGCUUGAUUGUAAUGCUUUAAAAAGUGAAACUAAAAUCUGAAUCGAUACUAAUUGUCCUACAGUUAACACACUCGUCUUCAAUAAUUAGAAAUAAAUCUUCACCGUGAAGGACACUUAUUUUUCACUAAACUGGAAGAAUCGAAAUUUCACUGCCUAGUGAAAGAUCAGAUUGCCUUUGUUUGAAUAAAUACUUUCAAGUUCAGGGGAAACAAUUUGCUCGUCCUGGGUUUCUUGUGUGCAAAGCCAUUCUAGUUAUUUUUAAAUCGGAGCACGGUCAGUCUGAUCAUCAUUAAUUUUUGGCUAAAUCUUUACUAGUUUUGAGGACAGCACCAAAUCGUCAGAUAAAGAUACUGCACCAAUUCCGAAAUUCAACAACCUUUUUAGCGAGAAAGAGAAAAAAAGUGAUGGCGGAACAAUCGAAAGGCUUAAAGAGUUCUGUGGUUAUACUACAGCUCACGGACUUGGGCGACUUGUGGACAGCAAAAGCUAUGUUCGCAGAUUGUUCUGGGUAAUGGCGUGUCUGGGGGCCUUUACCAUGUUUACUAGUCAAGUAAUAUCUUUGGCUGAACAAUAUUUGAGCAAGCCAGUGGAAACCUAUAUCACCAUGAAAUACGUCAGGGUAAGGACUUGGUUUGACAUUUUAAAAAGCUAUGAGCGAAUAUUCCUUAGCAGGCAUUUGUGAGGGAAAGGAUGGAGAAUAGGCCCUUCCACAGUUUUCUUCAGCUUUUAAUAUGGAGAAGUUAGAGAAAAUUUGUCAACGUCGCUAAAAGGAGCGCCUUUUAUUUAGUAAACUGCCAAGUUUGAAAGUCUCCUUAAAGUCGCGAAAUUUUACAGACAUUUGUAUGGGGUGGGGGGGGGACAAAUGUUUGUUACAAAUUUUCUUGCAGAGCUAUAUCGUCGCUCGCUUAGGGCGUAUCACUUUCAAACGUGGCAAGUUUACUAAUUUGAGGGCGCUCUUUGCAGUGGUGCCGAAGGAUUUUCGUUUAAACUGGCCCAUGUCAAAAGUUGAAAAAAAUCGUGGAAGGUGAGUCAGUCCCACUUUGUCUUCCGCUUUGGCAAAAGCCUGCCACACAAACAAGUUAGCUCUAAAGCAUCGUAUUUGCGCGAAACCUGGUAAAACAUCCUUGUUUCGUGAGCGUCGUGUGUGCCUCAUUUGUGAGGUUUGGUUUAAUUUUGCCCCGAGCAGUCGGCGUAAACAUGUUAAGGCCAACCCAAAUGUAUUUAUAUUUCAAAGGUGUAUUGGCAUGGAUAAGUUCCUCUUAAGGGAAAUAAAAUAAAUAGAUUCACUAAAAUGUAGCUUUUGUAUUUGUGUCAGAAUAUUAAUUUUCCAGUGGUGACAGUUUGCAAUCAAAACGCCAUUCGCCGAAGCAUACUAUAUUCUAACAACACCGAAAUCCUACAAGAGCAGCUGAAACAUUUACUUAAUGGAUCGAAAGGUUAGCUCAAGGAAUUGUUAAUUAUCAGAAUAUUAUCAUCUGUAUUAUAUAUAUAUUUUUACUAAUUACAUCGAAAUUAAGCUCUGUUGUUCUUGUGAAUAACGUAUUCUUGUAGAGCUAAGUAAGGGAGAGAUCUCAGCCUAAAGUAAUUUUGUAGCUUCCCCAUGUAAUUGUGGAACAGCUUAAUGUUUAUUGACCAGAAUCGUUUUAGCCUCGUUAAACUCCUAGCCACAAAUUCAAGCUGAAUUUAUUUGCUAAAAGUAGCCUUGUCAGCAAAUAUGGAUUUUAGUCUUGCUUCUUUAAAAUUUUCUCAACCAAUAUUGUACAGUAUAAGGCUCACUGUUUGUACCGUUUGUCGCAGUUAUAAUGCAAUAUUUUUCAGGAGAAAAGCUUACUGAUUUAUCAUCGUCGAAGUCAAAAAAGAAAGUGAGAAGAGACAUCCCUCGAAACCUCAGCAAAAUUGGCGAAGAAAUAUCAGAAAGUAUCAUUAGCCCAUCGAGCACGCAUGCGCCUUUGAUGGGAUCAAUCUCCACAACAUCUUCACCCAAAAUAAACGAAACAAAUUCAGAUGAGACGAGAAAGAAGAAUAAAAAGAAAACGAAGACAAAAAAAACGAAGGGAAAUAAAACAGACGAAGAUACUAAGGCGAAUGGAGAAGGUACGUGAAAUUCGCUUAGUGCAUUUAUUGGAGAGGAUUACGGUUUAUAAUCAUCAAAUGUAUAGAAAAAAGGAGUCAGAAUACAUGGCUUAAGCGAGUACCACUUGAUUCCCUUGCUGGUUAAUAAUUAGCCAACGUGACAUAAGCAGUUGAGUUAAUGAAUCCCUGAUCAGAAGGAAAUAAAUGGUGUUCUAAAUAUUGCUCGCUUUAAAAUGUUCAUAUCCUAAAAAAUUAACUUUAUGCCAUCAUACUCUGUAGGAGCUCCGCUUUUAGGCUUCGCUAUGUGAUAAAUUUAUGUUGUAUCGACGUUAAACAAAGGUCGGAGUAAUCUAUAUAAUAGAUUGCUUUCGUAAGUCUGUCUUAGGAUUGCUAAAUUAAGACACAUAUAUGCAGAAAUACAGAUUUAAAGAUAGAAAAUCCUAAGACAGUUUAAUGCAACCAAUCAGAAACACGAUCGUAGCAGCCGUGGUCCUUUUGUUUUAGAUCUUUGCUCCCGACGGGCACAGUCUCAUGAUCGCUCAUUGCGUGAAACUCGAGUCAGGAGUAUCUUACGAUUUUCUUCCUAACUUUGAAAAUUGUCUUAUAUCGUUUACAGAGAUGGCUGAUUUUGUGGCGAAGCAAGAACGUGUUCAUGUAGCCCUAGCUACAUGGUCCGAAGACAAACUAACUAAAAUGGGACAUCAGUUUAAGGACAUGUUCCGAGAGUGCACUUACAGAGGAAAAUCAUGCAUGUAAGUUUUGAUCCCGCUCUUUUGUUUCAAAGUGGAAGAAGUGUUCAUACCUGUACACUGCCGUACACUGCUGAAGCCACGAAGUUUUCAGAAACCUCAACAGUUUUACUAGCUUUUGUUUUUAAGGCUACGUAAGGACAUUGUCUGUACAUUGAUCUGUUGUAUCUUUGGCUAAUUAAACAACUCCAGCCUUUUGAGAGUUGAAAGUUCAAACAGUCUGAACAGUUUGUUACUGUUUUGUUAUAAGCAAAAGUUAAUGUUUCUUAGUGGUGUUGUUAGAAAGAUUUUUGUGUCAUUUUUGUCUGUUCGUAGCUAUAGAUACUAGUUGUAAAUUUGAGUUUGAAUAAAGUGAAUCAGUGAGGAUAUGAUAAUCUACUUGUGGUGAUCAGCUUAUUGGACGGCCUCCCAGGUUUAGCUAAUACCUAACCGACCUUUGUCUUGUUUGAACUGUGUAUCAUAAGCUUCAUGUUUCUUUCUUAGGAAAAGUCGGUUUUGGGACUCGUUUUGGCAUUAUAAAUAUGGAAACUGUUUCACUUUUAACAAGUAUAGCGAUCUUAUGGCUGCUGGUCCAGGGCCUGCUUACGGUAAGACCCUUAUAUCUCCAUUACUAAUUUAUGUUUAGAUAAAUAGUUCUCGACUAACAGAUAGCAAUUAAAACCUAUAGCAUCUUUUAUUACACCGAAAGAGCAAAUGAAAGUACAAAUAGUGCGCAGGGGUCAAAGAGGUUCAUUUUAUAACUGAUACAUCGAGCUUUCCUGCCAGCCCGCCAAACAGAUAAACCAUAGCACUUGUUGCAUUCUUGGAUGCAUCUACUUCUAUGUUUGUAUUGGUUACACUCUAUCAGUUUUCAGACGCGCUGUUCCCCGCGCUCUUCCGUCGCUCGCCCUGAUGGUUUACAUUAAAUACAAACAAACUACAAUUGUAGGUCUUAAUGCAAAACGAAAAAAAAUAUAAAAAAUAAAAAAACAAAGCAAAGCAACACAAAGCGAAAACAAAACACUAAAACUAACAAAAACAAAAUAACCACAGCAAUAACAAGCAUAAAAUGUAGCAAUAGGUCUACCGAAUAUUAAAAUGGAUCUCUUUUGCAAGUUUUCUGGCACAUUUACGUGUAUUGAGUUCUAAGACAGUCAUUCAUGCGUAAUAUGUUUGUGCAGCUUUUUAGUCUUUUUUUUCCCUCUAGGUUUGGUGCUGGAAAUGAACGUGGAGCAAAACGAAUAUCUUGGAGAUUUGACUCAGGAUGCUGGCAUUCGAGUUCAGAUCGAGGACAAGGGAAAAGUCCCAUUCCCUUACGAAAAAGGAUUCAGCGUGGGGCCUGGGUCUGCAACUUCUGUAGGAAUAAGAAAGGUCAGCCAUGAUAAAGAAACCACCCUUUUAGUUUAUAACAUGUAUAUUUGAAAUAACCGUAUUGUAUUUUGCUACGAUGAAAUUAUGAUUGUUCCUUGUUCUUUGCUACUUUUAGGUGAAAAUUAAGCGCGUCAAAACUUCUAAGAAAGGGAGUUGCAUUGGAGAAAUAGACCCAUUGAGCGAAGACAAUCUUCUUCAGCUUAAACACAAUGCAUCCUACUCCACAACUGUAAGUAACUGAAGUAUGUAGGUACGAAAAUCGGCCCCUGAUUGAAGGACAAACUGUUAACGAUAACGAUAUUAGUUCUGCGGUUGGUCUUUUCCAUAUUUACGCAAGGGGUUUGGUACAUGCAAGCGUGGGCAUUAAAAAUCAAGAAAUUACAUUAAAAAGCCUAGGCAAGGCAAGGAAUCUAAAAUGACAACAAAUCUCAAAUUAAAUGCAGCGACGUCGCCCCUGACUUGUUCUAGACAUCAGAGCUUGGGCCAAAGUAGCUUGUGAGAGGUUAUAGAAGGCCUUCACUACAAUACCUGCCACGUGAGUUGCAUUUAGCAACAGCAACACAGGUUGUUACAACCGAUAUAACAGAGUACAGCUGCGCCCCGUCAAACGUUCAGUUUAUGCAUCAUUGACUGGAAAUGUCCCACGUCUGGGUAUGUACACAACUAAGCCAUGGACGUCAAAUAACUGUCCUCUUUAAAUACUACAUUUAUGUACAGGCGGAGUGUAAAAUUUUGGUGAAGAGUUUUGAGAAAAAUAUCCACGCCUAAAAUUAUUUCGUUUGCGAGAUGCCACUUUUGGCAAAUUCGUUGUUUUGAUUAGUUUCCCCCCUUCGGUUGAUGAACGUAAAAACUAGGGGUAACUUGAUCAGUGUCGUUAAAAACACACUUUUGGCCGGAUAAACGCACUAGUAUAGUUCACUCUUUCAGUAUGAGAUGAGCCUGCAAUGCAAUAAAAAUUGCAGUUUAUCACUUUUUAAUAACUAAUUUACGAAUUUUUGUGUAUAUAUCUUUGGUUAGGCUUGUAGAGAAAGUUGUCUUUCUGAUAAGGAAAAUAAAGAGUGUGGCUGCCGAGAAUAUCGAUUUCCUAGAGAUGACAGUAAGAACGAGCGCGUUUGUGACGUUCUCAAUGCGACCGUUGGUACGUGAAACAUAAAGUUAUUUAAUCAAUUUGCCAGCCUCAUUUUAGCCAACUUUGUUUAACGUUUAACAGUCUCGUAAUAUUCUCACAAGUUUGCAAGUGGAAAAUACUUUGCUCGGGCAUUACAAUUAAUCCAAACACAAAUUUGAAUUUGGAUUUAUUGGCGAGGGAGGAGCUGAGUGUACUAUUGUAUCCGGAACGUUUUGCUGAAAAUAUAUCGAAACAAUACAGCGCACACCUUAUGCUGAUAUGUUACUUUGCAGCAAAAUGCUUGAAUAAAGUCCUAAAAAGAUACAAAAAGUCAAACUUGGGCUGCAGUCGAAAGUGCACCUCACCUUGCAAGUAAGUCUUACUUUUCAACUUUGCUCAACCGGAAACCAAAAAGUAGCUUACUUGUAGCGAAUAUUAGAGCAAUUAUUGGGUAAGAGUAAUUGCAGAUUCACGAGCCAGAGGGUGUAAAAUCUGCGCAAGCCAAUCGAAGGACUAGAUAAAGGGAUUUUUUUGCCCCGUUCUUCGAAAAGUAAUAGCCGUUCUUCGAUUAUAUUUUUGCAGCCUUUUUAUUGCCUUAUUAUUUUCUUGCAGCGAGAAUGUUUAUAAACUAACCAUAUCAACAUCGAAAUUCCCUUCUUUGGCUUACCAGGUAACAAAGUUUAAUUUUAUUUACGUUAGUCUUGAGGUCUGGGGCCGAUCUGAAGCCAGCUGCUGGUUCUAUAGCGUGUUACUUGACUGCAACUGUUGUAUUUUGGAGAACAUUUACCCAAAAUCUUUUCCACGCUUAAUCAUCUAAAGUCUGGAUAUGCUGUGAACCAGACUAGAGACGAAAGUUUUCUUUUUUGCACAUUUUUUCAUCAGACUUUCUUAUUCAUGUUUUAAUUGUGAUAUAUCGUGGUAAAUUAAACGCUUCAUCCAAUGUCUCUGUUUACACUAAUGGUCGUAGUCGGAGUCGUAAGCGGAGUCGUAGGAGCGCAAAUGACGCGCUAGUGAAAAUCAAAAAUUGGAGUCGUAAGCGGAGUCAUAAGAGCGACGGAAUCGGAGUCGAAAGAAUCCGAACGUUUCCAUUUUCUUCCGACUCCGCUUACGACUCCAUCGCUUACGUUCUGCCGAUGAUCUAGUGAAAACUAGAUUGUCGGAGUUGGAAGCAGAAGUGGAAGGAUAAACCAAUCACAAGCACGUUUCAACGCUUUGUGAUUGGUUUAGUUCUUCCGCUUCUGCUUGUGACUCCGACUACCCAUGCAGUUUUCACUUGAUUGUAAACGACGGAGUCGUAAGCGGAACCAGAAGAAUCAGAACGCUGAUUUCACUAGAUCGUAACUUAAAGUUCUACGCUUCUGAUUGCGACUCCGACUCCAAAGCCUUCGCUAGUGGAAACCAGCCUUUAGAAACAGCUGACUGAAGAUCAUGUUCAGCAAGUUGUCGCCCAAUGUAAGUCUAUCCGGCAAAUUUUUGCUUAUGGAAUACGUUAUCUUGGGAAUUCAUUUCAAGGAAUCCGGAAUCCCGCUAACGAUUUGAAUCUGGAAUCCAGUCUCUGGAAUCCGGAAUCCAGGGGCCUCGUUUUUCAAAAGUCCCGACAACUUUUCGAGCUUGGGAACUGUGUUAUUGUUGAACAGGUUUUAGACCCGAAAAGUUUCCGGACCUUUCGAGAGACGGACCUCAGGGGAGAGGGUUGAAUACAGAAUCCAAUUAAGGCUGUCUUGUACUAUCUUACAUUGGGAUGAAGUUAAUAUCACGGAAUUGAAGUUGCAUGAAAAUACUUGUAACAAAGUCAGUGUAGGUUCGGGUAAAACGCUGAGUAGACGUUAAGUUUAUUAAUCACAGAAAUAUUGGUUAGCGGCAUAUACACUUUUUGUUACAAACUAAGUAUUUCGAUGCACCUUCCCUGAUACUUGCAAUAUUUCUAGUUAACUUGAUGAACGUGAAAUUCAGUCACAUGAGGCUCUACGAUGUAUCCUGUAGGAUAGAGCUUUUCGCUCUGGGUGAUUCAGAUAAUUGAAUGACGAAGAAUGUGACAAGGAACAACUUUAGGGAAUCUAUCCCAAAGCUUUUGUCAAGAAAGCCACCAUUGGGUGCUCCCCUUACGAAAGUUGUCGACUUCCUACAAUACCGGUUUCUGAAUCCUUCCUGGUGUGUAAAAUCUAGAUCUCUGAGAAACAGGUCCAUUCUUUUUCCCAGGGUUUUUCCCUCAAAAUGGGAGCCAUCAGAAAAAGCCCUCACUUUAAACGAAACGCCUAAGGAACGACGUUGAAAUAGGUCAACCUUGAUAAGAAUGAAGCCCUUCUUACUGAGGGCGAGUUUACAAAUGUCUAUGAAUGGAGCCCUGGAUUACUUUUUUCUAAAGUCUCUAGUACGGGUGUUCAUGACCCCGUAAUAGAGUUCUCCGUUACAGAGAGAUUUGGCUCAAUUGCUUACUUCAUUUCUUUUUUGAUGGUGUACAGAGGAUUCUCCUUGCAAACAAGAAAAAACUGGAGAAAAGAAACAUACCUUCUAACCUGUUAAGGUAUGCAUAACACGUAUGGAAAGUGUUCUUUAAAUUGCACCCUUAAGAGCGAAAUUCCUAACUACAGCACUGUGGCUAUGUGAAAAGUCAUUCUUCGUAUAAUCUCCUGCGUCCGUGAUCGAGAAGAAAAAAUCCCCUCGAAGACUGUGUAUUGUGCACCUGAUGUGUGUAGUUUUAGCAACUCACUUAUUGCGGAGCUCCACGCGCCCGGGCACGCGCCCACGAAGCCCCAUAGAUAAUUAAGGAAGGUUGGUUAACUAUCCAUUCAAGAAAUUUGGGUAGUCACGUGACCGUCCGACCUUCCUUCCGUCCCUCUGUCCGCACCACAGGGAAACCGAUGAGAAAUGUUAGUGUGGGAGUCUACAACCUGAUGUUGUACAUCCACAUUGUGGUCAUUUGACAGCUGUCAAAUUAGGGUACACGCUGACCAGAAUCAGAUGACCCUAUCGCAGGAUCAGGUGUCGACCCAGCGAGGUUAUGUGUUUUUUUAAGUUCCCCUUUGACAAGUUCCUAGUUUUUAACACAUCGCAGGCUCAACUCCAGGUGGAUUUCUUUACACUUUGCAAUGGUUACAAGUUUAUUGUUUCAAGUAAAUUGUAAAUUGAUAAACGGGGGCGUCGCUUUUAGCCUUGGCUAAAUCUACAUAUUCAAGUGUUAAAGGUGACUUUUCUGUAAAUUGCUUUUAGCGAAGUUACAGUGUAACAUCCGCAAUUAAGAUCAACGUCGUAUUUGAUACCUCAAGGAGCAAGACGAUCGCUUACGAAUACUUACACUUUAUUAGCAAUUAACAUUUACAUGAAGUACAUUAAUUAAACAGAAACCGCCAAAGAAACCAAGUUGUUUACCGUGAAUUUGACCGGGAGGGUUUUGUACUAGUACAAGGAGAAAAUAAAAAUCGCCUCAACUGUCAAAUAUAAAGACGUUACAUAAUCAAGAAUUUUUGGAUCAGCUAUUGAAAGGCCAUGUCCUUAAAUGCUAUUGGCUCAAGACUUAGUUACUUAUUUCACUCUUUUUUUUUCAGCUCGUAUUUACUUCAGCUUAAUGUUUUCUUUGAAGAACUGAAUUAUGAAGUAAUCGAAGAAAGCAUUGGAUAUGGGGUAAGCUACCAGGUCGUAAGGUGGCGUUAAAGGGGUCAUGUCACCAGGAUAUUGCUGAUUUAGGUCAAUUCUGAGAGUGCUUAAGUUACUACAUAGAGCUUUUACCCAAACAAAACUCAUUCUCUUGAUGAGUUAUGAAGAAUGUAUCAAACAAAUUUCAUUAGGGAGCAUUAAACAAUCAUUUUUGAGUGAUUUUAACAUUACGAAUUGACAAGAGAGAAUGCUGGGAAUUGAACUGAAAAAUUGAAGCAGUUUGAAUCCAAGUCCAUCCUUGCGAGCCGUACGCAACAGGCUAUAGGAAACUGUUUCACUGUCUAAAUAUAAGCUUAAAUAACACAAGACAAGUUAAGCUUUUUAAAGAGAUUGUCGCAAAUAAAAGAGCAGAGCGCCUUUAAACUUCGUCAUUUGAAACUGAGCAUGUUGGACUUUCCACCAGCUCUGUACGUUAUCUCAACAGUAAUAAGUGCAACGUCCGUAAAGCUUGGUUAACCCUUUAAACCCUAAGAGUGAUCAGCGUCAAAUUUCAGGGUGGUCAUGAGAAUUAGGGACACGAUCACACAAGAUGAAUUUGCUUGAUAUUUUAUCAACUUCUCCCCACUACUUCUAUAGUAAAAGAAUAGUGACAACAAAUAAGAAUUUAAUUUGAUAUAAGGGUUGAAAGGGUUAACUCUCUCUAACUCAGUUCAGUACUUGACUGCAGUUUGCCUCUGAUGUUGAGCCCUUGCUGAGAGCUGCAGGGAUUCAGUGAAAAUAGAAAGCGAGCUUCCGCUUUUUGGCAAAUUCAAAGAUCUCGCAUGGAUCUUUGAAACCCCGUUUAUUAUAACAAAGGUUACCUGGCCUAACUAAGGAUGCCUGAUAGCGUCUAUUUUUUACUGUUUUAGCUGGUGAAUUUUAUAGCAGAUAUUGGAGGCAACGUGGGUAUCUGGAUUGGUGUUUCUGCUCUGACGAUCGCGGAAAUUCUGGAAUUGCUGUGUAUUAUAAUUCAUCACCUGAUCAAGACUUGUACUCAUCGAAGCAGCAAGAUCCUGGCUUUCAAGUAA
This is a messenger RNA of Porites lobata, 11919 nucleotides long. The record is from the annotation of a GenBank genome assembly. NCBI's taxonomy places the organism in Eukaryota, Metazoa, Cnidaria, Anthozoa, Scleractinia, Poritidae.